Messenger RNA from Empidonax traillii (willow flycatcher), 2552 nucleotides. It is a transcript of the gene TICAM1, whose product is annotated as toll like receptor adaptor molecule 1. The record is from RefSeq and is a predicted model, not a curated record. Lineage: Eukaryota; Metazoa; Chordata; Aves; Passeriformes; Tyrannidae. Gene Ontology annotation, molecular function: protein kinase binding. Bases 271 to 2325 code for a protein of 684 amino acids. The transcript is spliced from 2 exons. Gene Ontology annotation, biological process: positive regulation of canonical NF-kappaB signal transduction; lipopolysaccharide-mediated signaling pathway; TRIF-dependent toll-like receptor signaling pathway.
CUCAGGCAGCGCCUGGAGCGGUGUCCCACCGGGAAUCAGCUCCUCUGCUCCGGACACUCCUGCUGUUUAAUUAAACCCCUGUCAGAGGCCUUGGGUUCCCCAGGACAGAGAUAACCCAGUUCCAAGACGAGCCCUGGGCACAAAGAGCUUGUGUGGUACGAGAGGCGCAACCAGGACACCCUCGAGCCCCACACGGGAACAAAAGAUGCCAUAAGAUGAUUUUUCCAUCCCUGCCGCUUCACUCCAUGGUCUGGGCCAGCAGCUGCUGAGAUGGCACAGAGCACUGAGCUCCAGCCAAGCUUUGAGGACGUGUUUAAUAUUCUGUCCCGGGUCCCACAAGACAAACUCCUGAGCCUCAAACUCAAACUGAGGCACCUGAUACCCGGGCCCAGCAGCAAGCUGCUGCAAGCCAUGGUCCUGCUCACCCUGGGGCAAGACACGGAGGCAAGGAUUUGUUUGGAUGCCUUGAGGGAUAACCCAGCAGCCCGGUAUGUCCAGCAGACCAAGCUGGGUGCUGCAGGAAGGCAAGAGGAUGGGGAGGAUGUGCAGCCUCCCCAGCUGGAUGCAGGUGCCGUGGCACUGCUGGCACAGGUGUACAAAGUGUUGGCACAGGAGAAGCUGUGCAGUCCUGAGGCCUGGGACAAGGCCCGCCAGGCUGCCACCAAAGCCUGCCAGGACACUCAGAGGGGGAUGCUCAACAACAUCCUACCUGAGGAGCAGGGGUUUGCUACCAGCUUGGGCCCGAGUGACAGAUUUCAGACGCUGAGAUCCGAUGAGAACACGGGAUUUCUCCGGAGGGGCAGCUCCAGUUACGUGCUGAGAAGUUCUCCAGUGCAGAUCGGAGGCAACUCCGAGCUCUCAGCCCCACGGACCUUGUGCUCCACGGGGAGCUCCUCUCUCCCCAGCUCUUUGGAGGUCAGUGAAUCGCCAACACUGGUUUUCCACAGCCCUCCCUCUCCCCCUGAGGGCGUCCCCCAGCCCAGCAGUGCUGGACACCCCAACAGGGACACACAGAGCCCCCAGGAAUCCAGCUGGGUCAGCAGCCCCAGCUCCCACCCCGGCCAGGACACAGGUGCCCAAGUGCCCCGGCCAGAGGAAGGUCUGCAGGGCAGUUCCUGCCACCCAGAGCUCCCUGUUCCCUCAGAGGGGGCUGUGAUCCAGCCUGCCCAAAGCAGUGACAUUCCCAGCACAGUGACAGAACCUUCUGCUCCAAGAGAAAACACGUAUGAAAAGCAAGAUGAAAAGCAACUAUCUACUGGUCCUCCUGACCCAGGAGCUGCAGCAGGCACUGAUAUGCCAGCAGGCAUUCCUUGUAACUCUACAUCUGCUUCUAUUCCAACCCGUUCCUUUCCUCCUCCUCCCACACAAUCCUUAUCCUCAACCGUUCCUCCUCCUCUUCAGGAACCUCCUUCCAACUUCACUCCCCCUCCCCUGUGCUCAUCCCCCUCUCCAGCCUGGCCUCCUCCUCCUCUCCCAGCUGUGGACCCAGUGUCCCUGUCAGAGCCAGAUGGUGGCAAGUUCUUCACAUUUGUUGUCCUGCAUGCCAGCGAGGAUGAGGUUGUUGCCCAGCGGGUCAAGAAGCUGCUGGAGAGCAUGGGGGUGUCCAACGGGGCCACACUCUGCGAGGAUUUCUCCGUCGCCGGCCGCAGCCACAUGGCAGGCUUCCUGGAGGCGAUGGAAAACUCCGCCUUCAUGAUCCUCCUGCUAACCAAGAACUUCACAAGCAACCUGUGUCUGUUCCAGACAGACACUGCUCUGAUGCAGUCCAUCCACGACCCGUCCAAGCACUACUCAGUCAUCCCGUUUUUACCCAAGGCGAACGCCCUGGAGCAGAGUCAGAUCCCCAGGAUGCUCAGCGCGCUGGUGACCCUGAAAGAGAGCUCCCCUCUGUUCCCCAAGGUGGUGCACAACACUUUUAACCCCAAGAAGAUCAGUCAGAAGAAAGCCAUGUGGGAGCAGAUGCAGAGAAGGAAACUCCAGCUGCGCUGGGAAGAGCAGCAGGCCCAGAAAAACUUGGCUGCCCUGAGCCUUGGCCUCCCUUCCCAGGUGCCUCCAGCAGUGACACAGCCGUGGCCACCAGAGCCAUCCCAACAGUGGUGUCCCCACACCCCCACGGUCCCUCCCUCUGCUGGGCACCACCCACAAGCUCAGAUGGGUCCCCCCAGUUCCCAACCACUGCUCCCACCAGGCCACUACAACAUCACGCCAGGCCCGGGAGGGAUCGUCAUCCAGCACGCGCGGAUGGUCCAGAUCGGGAACCACAACACCAUGCAGGUGGAAACUGGGCCACAGGGCAGCGAGGGGCAAACCAGGUACCCUGUCUGAUCGGGGUCAGCCAAGGUCAGAGGCAAAACUGAUCUCAAAUCCUAGAUUACAGUGAUUCUGCUGGGACUAAUCUCACUUCUCUGGGGGUCAAAGGUGCCGCUUUCCUGAAGCAUAGAAGAAAAUUCCUGAUUUUAUGUUGGACUGUUUUCCUUGUGAUUAUUCUCAUAUAACUGAGAAAACUAUUUUCCUGAUUUUCUGGGGCUACUUGAAGAUUUUAUAAAUAAAUU